AUGGCCUUCUCACCUCGGCUGGUGUUCGCCCUCCUCUUCGUCAUCAACUGCGUGCUCUGGUCCCAGAGCCGAUACGCACAGUUUGGGUCGGCUGUAGAAUCUGUGCCGUUACAGAAACGCGGACUCGCCGGGCUCGUCGAGGCGUAUUACUCGGACGAUGGACUUAAUCAAUGCCGUCCGAUAGAGUUUCCGGUAGAGGACCAGUGCACGCACGUCUCCGAAGCCUGCCCGAAGUCUGCGACAUUCCUCUCUAUAAACUACCUGCACUCGUACUUCUGCGCGUCACCCACCGCCCGGCCCUUCGUCUUUGCCGGACUGAUCGUCUGGCUCGUCUUCCUCUUCUCCACCCUCGGCAUCUCCGCCUCGGACUUCUUCUGCCCCAACCUCGCCACUAUCGCCCAGCUAUUGGGUCUGGACGAGAACGUCGCGGGAGUCACGUUCUUGGCUUUCGGGAAUGGGAGCCCGGACGUGUUUUCGACGUUUAGCGCUAUGCGCGCCGAUUCGGGCAGUCUGGCUAUUGGAGAGUUGCUCGGCGCGGCGUCGUUCAUCGUGUCCUGCGUCGUGGGCUCGAUGUGCAUCAUCAAGCCCUUCAGGAUAAACCGCGGACCGUUCCUCAGGGAUAUCGGAUUCUUCACGACCGCCGUCGCAAUGCUGCUCGGCAUACUCAUCGACGGAACUAUCCAUACUUGGGAGUCUCUGUCGCUCGUGGCGCUCUACGUGGUGUAUGUCAUUACGGUCAUUGUCGGGAGUUGGUGGGAAAGGAGAAGGGAGAGGAAGAGGUGGUUUGAGAAUAGGAUACGGAGCGAGUACGCGGAGGAUGAUGAGCCCGCGACGUACUUCGAGGACGAGCCGUACCACGAUGAUCCAUCAUCGCGUACUCCGACACCAGACCUCCUCGUACCACCCACACCACACGGCCGUCCACGCUCGACAUCCCAUCCAGGACCUCCGCGCCUAGGCGUCCAAACGGAUAUCCCCCGCUCGCGCUCACACGCCCGCUCAGGCUCCGAAUCAACAAACCUCUCAGUCCCAUCAACAGGCCAUUCACCAAUGACACACCUCCCAUCAUUCUCACUCGUCGGCGCACUCGAGUUCAGACACGUAAUCGCAGGUCUACAAAGUCAAGCGGCGGGCUCGAGUCUGAGCGUGUUCGAAUCGCCACAUGCGCCUUACCCUGGAGGGCAUUAUCAUGGACAUGGAUCAAGACCGCGCACGCCGACACCGCAGGGCGCGUUGGAUGAGGAGCUGAACCCGUGGGAUGCGGCGUUAGGCGCUGUGCCGCUUGAUGAGCGCUCGCGCGCGGCGCCACCUUCUACGCCGGGGAUCACGAUUGACGGAGAGGAAAGUCUGGCAGGAUCGGUGCCGACUAUCAUUCGCACACCCGCGUCGCCCGUCAUUCAGCCUGACGUUGAGCGCCCGUCGAAACGACGGCGCGCGUUGAAUGCGGUGCAUAAGACGCUUCAUAUACUCUUCCCGACUCUACACGACUUCGGGUGCAAGUCCUACGCCGGGAUGGUCGCGUCCGUAUUUGCCGCACCGGCUGUGUUCGCGUUGACGCUCACGUUGCCCGUCAUCGUCAUGCCGUACGACAGCUCGUCGUUGCACCAUGAGAAGGCGAUCAUGAGCACGGAUCCGUUGAUCCAGUUCGAGGAGGAGGGCGUAGAGAGGGCGUUGAUGGGUGAGGAAGAGGUCACGGAGGAGAUGCAUGCCAACCCGCUCGAGUUCAACAAGUGGCUUAUGGGCGCGCAGUGUACGCUGGGACCGAUGUUCUGCGUGGGGGUGUUGUUCAAGGGGAGGGAGUACCUUUGGUGGGUGUUGCUUGGGGCGGGGAUCGUGGGGUUGGCGGUGGGGACGCUUGUGGUGGCGUUUGCGAGGGAUGGAGAGCAUAGGGUUAGUCGGGCGGCGAGGUGUAGUAUGGGGUUCUUUGUGGCGAUGGUGUGGAUUAUGGCGAUUGCGGAUGAGGUUGUGAAUGUGCUCCAGACAUUCGGCUUCAUCUUUGGGUUGUCUGAUGCCAUCAUCGGCCUGACUAUCUUCGCCGUUGGAAACUCGUUGGCCGAUCUCGUAGCCAACAUGAGCGUCGCCGUAUUCGCUCCCAUCAUGGGCUUCUCUGCCUGCUUCGGCGGUCCCAUGCUCAACAUGCUCCUCGGCGUCGGCAUCUCCGGCUCCUACAUCACCUCCCAAACCGGCGUACCCUACCACCUACACUUCAGCACCACGCUCUUAGUAUCCGCCAUCGGACUACUGGUCUUGUUGCUGGUGACGGCGGUGUUCGUGCCGAUGAAUGGUUACUUCUUGCCGAGGGCGUGGGGAGUGACUUUGAUCGCGGCGUAUGCGGCGCUUAUGACGGUCAAUGUUGUUGUGGAGGUGCUCAGCGAGAGCUGA
Peniophora sp. CBMAI 1063 is the source of this 2382-nucleotide messenger RNA. Lineage: Eukaryota; Fungi; Basidiomycota; Agaricomycetes; Russulales; Peniophoraceae. The record is from the annotation of a GenBank genome assembly.